CAUCUACGGCAGAGAUUUAACCCUAACGGUCCAGCAAACUUGAAGAGAAAUUGCUCUGCUCGAAUCAGAACCACAAAGAAUUUCUCAUAGAAACUCCAAUGGCAGAGCCAACAGUAUCAUCACCAAAAGAAAAAGAUGUAAAGGCACCGAAUAUGAUUGAGAGAGCCAAGGAAGAGAUCGAAGCAAUCAUUCACACUAAAAAUUCGCCACACCAUCACAAGGAAACGCAUGGAAGGAGUGAUGACAUUGAUGAGAACACCCGGAUCGAUGAUGAUGUCAAAGGCCCCAAUGUGUUUGAACGAGUGAAGGAAGAGGUCGAGGCCCUUGUUGAAGCAAUUCAUCCUAAGAAAGAAUCCAAAAAUGAUGAGCCAUCUCAGAAGUGAAAGGUGGGUCGAGCUUCUGUCACGAGAUGUUUGAAAAACAUACUGUCAAUGUGAUUAGAAA
Messenger RNA from Juglans microcarpa x Juglans regia, 444 nucleotides. RefSeq lists its product as uncharacterized. Lineage: Eukaryota; Viridiplantae; Streptophyta; Magnoliopsida; Fagales; Juglandaceae. The coding region runs from base 99 to 383 and encodes 94 amino acids. The transcript has a single exon. The record is from RefSeq and is a predicted model, not a curated record.